UUAGGCUAUUUCACAAGUAAAUGUUCAUGUUGGUGAUGAAAAAUGUAGUACAAGCAGCAAACACAUUUGUCUUUGUGUGCUUCCCCAGUCCCUGGUCCUUUAAGGGCACUAAGAGCUCCAGUUCAGCAGAGUCAAAUUCAGCCCCUUAGCUCAGACCUGAGCUUCCUGCUGCAGCCAUCCUCCAAUGACAAUCCCUCAGCUGCCUUCACACUCUUGGGCUCAUCAGAGGAGGAUCUAUCCAGUGCCUGUGCUAGACUGCAACGGUUCUACACCUCACGUUGCUGCCAGCACACCCUGGCCCCAGAGGAACUGGUUGGGCUCUCCUACGCAGAGAUGCAGGAGUUGGCAAGCAGGAUGGGCAGUCUUGGGGUGCAGCUGGAGGCAACAGGGCCUGGUGGAGGGUCAGGGGUGGUGGUGAAGGGGCUUACUGAUGGGGUAAAGGAGGUGAUGCAUGUCAUGCAGGGGUCACUGCGCCGGCAGGUAUCUGAGAAGGAGCAGAGGGAGCUGUUCGCCCAUGUGGUGUGGUGCAUUAUGGGGCAGCGGGGAGAUUGGGAGAGGUUCCCCAAAGAGGCCAAUCAGAAGCUGGAGACAGAUAAAAUAAGUGGAGGGGUGAGAGAUGCUCAUGGCUGCCAGUGGAAUGUAAAUCUCAUGCAGAUGCAAGCAACUGCUGUGGGAUCAGGUCGCGUAACACUCCUUAAGAGGCUGGAGAAUCUCCCCGAUUUUAGAGUCCCUCUUUACUGGGACUGCCUUGACGCAAGUAAGACCCUGCAGGUGAUCCCAUUGGAAAUAUCCUCUGCUGAGUAUGACGGCGUGAAGCGGGACUUCAAGAAGAGCGCAAACAAAACUGUACUCAAGAUUGAGCGAGUGCAGAACGUGCGCUUGCGUCAGGCGUAUGCGGUCCAGCGGCAGCAGCUGGAGGAUAAGAACGGGCCGCUGGUCGGGGCCAGGGAGAAGAUGCUCUACCACGGCACCACAGCCCAGGCCUGCCAAUCCAUCAUGAAGACCAACUUCAAUCGCAGCUUUGCAGGCCAGAACGCCACUGUCUAUGGCCUGGGAACCUACUUUGCUGUGAAAGCCAGCUACUCAGCCAACCCAACGUACUCCUGUCCUGAAGCAGACGGCACUCAGCUCAUGUUUGUGGCUCGUGUUCUGACGGGGUCGUACACAUUGGGUCAGCGUGACAUGAAGGUUCCCCCACCUUUCUCUCCUCAACAGCCUAACAUCCGCUUUGACAGCCUGGUGGACGACCAGCAGAACCCCAGUAUGUUUGUGGUGUUCCAUGACAGCCAGGCCUACCCUGACUAUCUCAUCACAUUCAAAUGAGUGCAGAGCCAAGAUUAUUGCCCUUCAUUUGAAAUGUCUGCCCUCAUGUGACACUGAUUUAACUGAACUAUCUGUUGCUACUAUCUGUUGCAGAAAAUGCUUCAAUUGUACCCGUCAGCUUUUUAAAAAUAAAUUCAUAAUCUUUGAAGCCUAA
Clupea harengus (Atlantic herring) is the source of this 1477-nucleotide messenger RNA. RefSeq names its product protein mono-ADP-ribosyltransferase PARP15. The record is from RefSeq and is a predicted model, not a curated record. The transcript is spliced from 4 exons. Gene Ontology annotation, molecular function: transcription corepressor activity; NAD+ poly-ADP-ribosyltransferase activity. Bases 334 to 1323 code for a protein of 329 amino acids. Gene Ontology annotation, biological process: protein poly-ADP-ribosylation; negative regulation of gene expression. NCBI's taxonomy places the organism in Eukaryota, Metazoa, Chordata, Actinopteri, Clupeiformes, Clupeidae. Gene Ontology annotation, cellular component: cytoplasm; nucleus.